AAACCGAUUAUAAUGCCUGGGUUGUGCUGCCACUGCUGCUUGUUGGGUCCUGACAUUUACCGGCGCGCAAUUGAUGACAUCAACAAACCGCACCUGGAACCAAAACAACAACAGAAGAGUGUGGUUAGUGUGGCUAACAGGUUGCCCGCUAGUUGCUUCACAAAAUGUCUGCGGUCUGGAAUUUUUUUAACGUUUCACCUGCGGAUAGCAGAUUUGCGGUUUGUAAAGAUUGUGAGGCGCAUGUCAUGCGAGGGGGGAGCAAGGCUUCGUCAUUCAACACUUCGAAUUUAAUCUGUCACAUUAAGAAGAACCACCCCGAGGCACACGAAGCGUUUUUGCAGCAAAGUAAGGCAAAACAACAACGAGGAAAGGACUCCCUGCAGAAAACAACGCAACUGUCGCUCAAACAGUCAGCAGAAAAAAAAAUGAAAUACAACAAGGAACACCCGAGAGCGAAAGCUAUCAGCCAAAAAAUCAUGGAGUGCAUUGCACUGGAUAAUCAGCCGUUUUCAAUCGCGCAAGACGCCGGAUUCAGCAAACUUGUGGAGUUCCUCGAGCCGCGCUUUGCCAUGCCCAGUCGCAAGAAUUUCUCUGAUGUUUGCCUCCCCGAGUUGUACAGUGUUGUUUAUGAACACGUCGAGAAGCUAAUUUCUGAUGCUGUAGCCAUUAGUUUCACGACAGAUAUCUGGUCUUCAAGCGUUAGCCAGGUUAGCAUGCUGAGCUUGACGGCUCAAUGGCUGGACCCGGACUUUAAGCUCGUCAAGACUGUGCUUCAUUCUCAAGAGUGCCGUGGGUCUCACACGGCACAAGCGAUCACAUGUGCCUUUGAAAAGAUGUUUGAAACAUGGAAAAUCUCCAAGGAGAGGGUGCAUGUAAUAGUUCGGGACAACGCACGCAACAUGGCUAAAGCUACGUCGGAGUUUGGUGUGCUAAGUCUGCCCUGCAUGGCACACACCUUGCAGCUGGCAGUGAACGGAGGUGCCCUGUCUCAACGCAACAUAGCAGAUGCUCUGGCUGUGGGUAGACGUGUGAUAGGCCACUUCAAACACUCACCACUGGCUUGCAGUCGUUUUGAAGACAUACAAAAAGAACUCAACAUGCCUGUGAAAAAGCUGCAACAGGAUGUAUCCACUAGGUGGAAUUCCACCUAUUAUAUGAUGCAGAGACUGGUGGAGCAGAAGAGAGCAUUGAGUGCAUAUGCUGCAGAUUAUGAACUCCCAGCAACAUUGAAUGCAACUCAGUGGGGGAUUCUGGAGAAGAUGACCAACCUCCUGGAACCAUUUGAACAACUUACCAAAGACAUCAGCUCUGCGGAGGCCACUGCUGCAGAUGUCAUCCCUGCUGUGAUGUCCCUCACACGGCUGCUGGCCAGGGUUGAUGAGUCAGACAAGGGUGUGUUAACGGCCAAACGUACUCUACUCGAAGCUGUCUGUAAUCGCUUUAAUGGUGUUCAAAGUGAACCACUGUAUGCCAUUGCAACCUUGGUUGAUGCUCGUUACAAAGAUCGGUAUUUUGACUCAGACAAGAAGGGGGAAGCACUGAAUAUGCUGCUGAGUGUUGUGGAUGAAAUGGCUGGUGGUGGUAACGAUCAGCAGGAAGAGACUGCUGGUGCCAGAUCAGAUGACCCAAGCCAGGAGGACGGGGACCCAAGACAAGAGGAAAGGAACCCAAGACAGGAGGACGGGAACCCAAGACCACCUAAGAAGGCCCGAAAUGAAAGCCUGCAGGACAUGUACCAAGAAAUCCUGGCAGAGAAUGAUAUCAUCACUCAAGCAACUACAGGCGAAACAGCUUCACAGGUGCAUACAUACCUGGGAGAAGUCCUCAUCCUCAAGAAAGAAUGCCCUUUGAGCUACUGGAAGAGCAACCAGGCCCGCUUCCCUGCUCUUGCCCGUGUAGCACGCAAGUACCUCACUGCACCCUGCACCAGUGUAGACAGCGAACGGCUGUUCAGUGCUGUCUCGCAUGUCAUCGACGAGAAGAGGAAUCGUAUACAUUGCGACAAUGCUGAGAUGCUUAUUUUCAUUCAGAAAAAUCUCCCUCUUAAACAGUAGUACGAGGAUGAGAAUUAGAGCACUUUAAGUCGUUGCACUCUAAUUUAUGUUUGCUUCUUUCAAGUGAAGCUGUUUUUAGUUUUGUGCCUUUUUUAUUUGCACAUUUUUUGUUAUUCAUUAUGAAAGAGAGGGCAGAAAGAAACGGUUUAUAUUUGUAAUGAUUGUUUUAGCCAAGUUAUGGACAGUUACAUAUGGCCCAUCAAUCUUUCAGCAUCAUUUUCUGGACAAAAGGAGAACUUUGUUUACUACUCUGGAAGGAUUGAACUGAACUGUGUGCCUUUCUUGUUUUUAUUGCACACCACAUUAAUAUUACAGAUUGUGUUUUUGCUCAUGUUUAGCAGGCUGAUUGAGCCCAGUUUAUAUUUUAAAUUGACAAAUACUGUAUUAGUCCAAGUAAUGGGCUAAGGACUGAGUCUGUCUCUAGGCUAUAUCUUUGCACUUUUAUUUCCUUUGUGUGCACUUUACCUCAUUCCAAAAGUGUUGUUUGUUGUACCUCAUAGAAAUUUGUUUUCAGUAGGCUGUCCUACACUACACAUGUUUACUUUAAAUGCUGUAUGAAGUUGUACAGGACAACAAUGUUGUUGUUUUGUUUUUUUACAAUUUGUGAAGAAAUCAGAUUUGUCCUAGUUGUAAUGGGCAUUGUCAGGAUGA
This is a messenger RNA of Platichthys flesus (European flounder), 2705 nucleotides long. RefSeq names its product zinc finger BED domain-containing protein 4-like. The coding region runs from base 165 to 2054 and encodes 629 amino acids. The transcript has 2 exons. Gene Ontology annotation, molecular function: protein dimerization activity; DNA binding. Lineage: Eukaryota; Metazoa; Chordata; Actinopteri; Pleuronectiformes; Pleuronectidae. The record is from RefSeq and is a predicted model, not a curated record.